Molecule: messenger RNA, 813 nt
Organism: Penicillium angulare
Lineage: Eukaryota; Fungi; Ascomycota; Eurotiomycetes; Eurotiales; Aspergillaceae
Exons: 1
Coding region: 1-813 (270 amino acids)
Source: RefSeq, a predicted model, not a curated record
AUGAGCAACACCAUGAGUCUCAAGGACUGGGAGAACUGGAUAGAAGAUCACGUUAGCAAAUUUGGAACGCCAAAUCUUGGGAAAGAAGAUACGCUGCUGAAUGGACUGCAUCAAAUGGCUGUACGGCGACCACCUAAAUGGCGGCUCAAGAAGAACUGGACAAUUGACGACUUUGAUCGAACGGUCGCCAAGCGAAAGUCUUAUCUUGAAUCCACUUAUGCCCAAAUGGGGGGGAAGGAGCUUACUGGAGCAGCCAUGUGUGACAGCUGUAGGGGAGAAUUGGGCACAUUCUGUGCCUGCGUUGUGACGCCACAUCUCUGGGAUUUAAUGCCCAUGUGUGCAAACCGUCGUUGGGUUGAUCAGCGUGGCCGGUGUUCUCUCAUUAAAGAAAAGGUGGUAAAUGAUAAACCAAAAAGUCGACCAUUGUCUCUGGGGAACCCGCGAUUGUCUUCCACCCAGCCGCGGCGCCCAACUCCGAUGACCGAAGACUUGUCAUUGAUCUCGGACCCAACGAAUGUGGCAAAGUUGAACAAAGCUUUCGCUGGCCUCGGGACUCCCCAGAAAACUGUCCCCGGUGCUCCUGUCGGGCCAUCACGAGCCAGAAAUACCCAAGACCCGCUUUUAGACCCCUGCCUACUACCAAAAGCCGACUCACUUGUGGGUGCAUCGGUGUACCAUGCGAGUAUUGAGGCAUUAGACCUCAGCAUUGCAAAUGCUAAAUUGCACGAGAAUGUGUUGACACAACACGUCAAGUUUCUAGAGGCCGUGAGAGGGUUGAAGGGUUUUCAUAAGAAGAACAAUCUUGGGAGUUAA